Nezara viridula (southern green stink bug) is the source of this 426-nucleotide messenger RNA. NCBI's taxonomy places the organism in Eukaryota, Metazoa, Arthropoda, Insecta, Hemiptera, Pentatomidae. The record is from the annotation of a GenBank genome assembly.
UGAACAACCAUUCACUUAAAUCAAAAUUUUAUUUCAUGAUUGUAUAGCUUCAUUUUGGGAUGUGAGGAGGAAUUGAGGUGGUAUUUGAAUAAGGACAAGGAAGAGGCAUGGCGGAUAUCAGAUGGCAAGGAAUUCCAAAAGGCAGUGGAUCGGGCAAUGAAGGAAUGUUCAAAUGUUUUAGUUCUAUGGGAAGGAACAUAACGGUCGGAAACACGGGAUCUUGUUUUCUGGGAGUGGACUACGGGUUUGAACUGCAGGAGACUGUAGAGGUAGGAAGGAUGAUAGAUCUCUAUUUACGCAAAUAUAAUAAACGAAACUAAGAUAAAUAAUCCUAGGAGCGUCAAAGGGUCUCUUUAGUUUUUGCUGAGAGAUCUUACACCUAUAGCAAACUUUAGACUUCCAUUGUACAGCUAUAUAAACCUGUAU